AUGGUCCCCACAGAAACCGACAUCCUAAUCAUCGGCAGCGGCAACGCCGGCCUCUGCGCCGCCAUCUCCGCCGCGCAAACCCUCCAACAAAACCAACCCAACAAUAAGAACUCACGAAUCCUCCUAAUCGACAAAUGCCCCAAGCACUGGGCCGGCGGAAACUCCUACUUCACAGCCGGCGCCUUCCGCACCGCGCACAAUGGUCUAUCAGACCUCCUCCCGCUCGUCAAUAAUGUUGAUGCAUCCGCAGCUACUAAAAUCGAUAUACCGCCGUACACGAAUGAGGCAUUUAUGGAUGAUAUGCAGCGUGUUACGGGUGGACGGACGGAUGCUACUCUUUCGAAGACAUUGGUUGAGGAUUCGAAUGAGACGGUGAAGUGGUUGACGAGUACUGGCGUGCGGUUUCAAUUAUCGUUUAAUCGGCAGGCGUAUGAGGUUGAUGGACGGCUGAAGUUUUGGGGUGGAUUGGCGUUGAAGACAGAGGAUGGGGGGAAGGGGUUGGUUAAGGAUUUAUGGGAUGCUGCGAGGGAGUUGGGGGUUGAGGUUGUGUUUGAAACGGCUGCGAAGAGGCUCGUUACUGAUGCGGAGAUGGGGAGGGUGAGGGGUGUUGUUGUUUCGUAUUGUGAUAGGGACACUCAUGCGAAUUGUCGCUGGAUAGAGAAGGAGAUUCGUGCAGGUGCUGUGAUUCUCGCGGCGGGUGGGUUCGAGGCGAAUCCACGGCUGCGCGCGCAGUAUCUCGGGCCGAAUUGGGAUAUGGCGUUUGUGCGCGGCACGCCGUAUAACACUGGUGAGUGUCUGGAGAUGGCCCUGCAGGAUCAGUAUGUCUCCGCACAACCUCGUGGUAACUGGUCUGGGUGUCAUUGUGUCGCGUGGGACGCGCACGCGACCCCAGAUACAGGUAACCGGGAAGUCUCGAACGAGUACACCAAGUCCGGGUAUCCGCUGGGGAUCAUGGUUAAUCAGCAAGGCAACCGAUUCAUCGACGAAGGUUCUGACAUGCGUAACUACACGUAUGCCGUGGUGGGACGAGCGAUCCUGAAUCAGCCAGGCCAUGUGGCGUUUCAGAUCUGGGACAAGCGGACGAGUUCCUGGUUACGGGAGGAAGAGUAUCGGGCUGAAGUCGUGCAGCGGAUUGAGGCGCCGUCGAUCGACGAGCUGGCGGAGGAGUGUGCCCGAGGCCAUGGUCUUGGGGACCCUCGUCGUUUCGUCGAGUCGGUUGCGGAGUAUAACCGUGCGGUGUAUGCGCGACAGGACGACGACCGAAACAACGGUACAGAGCGCAAAUGGGACCCAUCUGUCAAGGACAGUCUCUUGACUCAGUCGACUAACUCUGGCCUAUCCAUCCCCAAAUCCAACUGGGCCCUCCCCAUCGAUCAACCCCCCUUCCUAGCCGUCAAAGUCAGCGCCGGCAUCACAUUUACCUUCGGCGGGCUAUCCAUCAACCCCGAAACAGCGGGCGUAAUAUCAACAACCGGCACAGAGGUACCCGGUCUAUACUGUGCCGGCGAAAUGGUCGGGGGAUUAUUCUAUGACAAUUACCCCGGGGGAAGUGGGUUGACAUCGGGGGCGGUUUUCGGACGCAGGGCUGGCCGGGCGGCGGCGGGCGCUGUGCCUUAUAUAGGGCCGUGA
Molecule: messenger RNA, 1629 nt
Organism: Aspergillus glaucus CBS 516.65
Lineage: Eukaryota; Fungi; Ascomycota; Eurotiomycetes; Eurotiales; Aspergillaceae
Exons: 1
Coding region: 1-1629 (542 amino acids)
Source: RefSeq, a predicted model, not a curated record